GCGAACACCUCUUCCCACCACACCAUUCCAUUUCCAUUUUCAUUAGCUUCGUGUUCGUGUCGUGUUGAGGGAAAUAAAAACAGAGAGAAACAGAGAAAUGGGUUCAAUUGGUUUGGCAGAGAAACCUCAUGCAGUUUGCAUACCAUACCCAGCACAAGGCCACAUAAACCCAAUGCUCAAAGUAGCCAAGCUCCUCCACUACAAGGGCUUCCACAUAACCUUUGUGAACACAGAGUUCAACCACAAACGCCUUCUUAAAUCCAGAGGCCCCAACUCUCUCGAUGGCCUUCCUUCCUUUCGGUUCGAAAACAUUCCGGAUGGCCUGCCUCCAACGGAUGCUAGUGUCACCCAAGACAUACCAUCUCUGUGUUACUCCACCAGGAGACACUGCUUGCCUCACUUCAGAGAGCUUUUGUCUAAGCUCAACUCUUCCCCCGAUUCUCCUCCUGUGAGUUGCAUAGUUUCUGAUGGUGUCAUGAGCUUCACUCUUGAUGCAGCAGAGGAAUUAGGGAUUCCAGAAGUGCUUUUCUGGACAACAAGUGCUUGUGGCUUCAUGUCCUACGUUCAGUACCAUCGUCUUAUUGAAAAGGGUCUCACUCCUCUUAAAGAUGCCAGUUAUUUGACAAACGGAUACUUGGAGACUGUGAUAGAUUGGAUACCAGGCAUGAAAGAUAUCCGAUUGAGGGACAUCCCAACCUUCAUGAGAACCACAGACCCAAACGACCCCAUACUGGAUUUUAUCGUGCACGAAACAACACGAGCUAGAAAAGCCUCAGCUAUCAUUUUGAACACGUUUUAUGAAUUAGAACAUGAAGUCAUAGAUGCACUUUCAACUUUGCUUUCACCUAUUCACUGCAUUGGACCUCUCCAUCUGCAACUCAGCCAGAUACCAGCAGACAACGAGUUGAAGUCAAUCGGGUCAAAUCUGUGGACAGAGGAACCAGAGUGUCUUGAAUGGCUCGACACGGAAGAACCCAACUCUGUGGUUUAUGUCAAUUUCGGAAGUAUCACGGUCAUGACAUCUGAGCAGCUGAUUGAGUUUGCUUGGGGCCUUGCAAACAGCAAGCAUACAUUUUUGUGGGUUAUUAGGCCUGACCUUGUAGGGGGAGAAUCAGCUAUGGUUCCGGCAGAGUUUGUGGAGGAGACGAAAGAAAGGAGCCUAUUGGCGAAUUGGUGCCCUCAAGAACAAGUCCUGAACCACCCGGCCAUAGGAGGGUUCUUGACGCACAGUGGAUGGAACUCUACGCUUGAAAGUUUGUGUGGUGGAGUGCCCAUGAUCUGCUGGCCCUUCUUUGCAGAGCAGCAGACCAAUUGUAGGUUUAGUUGCAAAGAAUGGGGGAUAGGGUUGGAGAUAGACCCUGAUGUGAAAAGAGAUUAUGUGGAGGGGCUUGUGAGGAAGUUGAUGGAGGGAGAGGAGGGAGAGGAGAUGAGGAAGAAAACCUUGGAGUGGAAGAAGUUGGCAAAGGAGGCCACUACUGGUCCUAGUGGGUUGUCUUUUGUGGAUUUUGACAAAGUGGUCAACCAGGUGAUUCUAGCGCAGAGGAAGUAGAAUGAUUUGAUUAAAUCACUGUUUAUGGUUAAUUAAUUAAUUAUGUUAUUUGUGUUGAAUCCAGUUGUUAAUUAAAUUUGUAUUAUUUUCCAUAUCUGGUUCCGUCUCAUGCACGCAUGUCUAAAUUAUUCUUUUACGUUUGUCUUGAUGUUUUAUAGCCAAACCAGAUAUACUAAACAAAUUUAGGGGACCUGCAAUCACCAAACCUUCUAUGAAGAAAAAUAAUCCCUUGUUUGUGUCGAUGAAAGCUCUCUGAUUUCGACCUGGACAGUUUUUACACAUCUCUCGGUAUCGCUGGCCUUUUUUUCCAACUCUUCCUCAGCUUUGGUUGGUAAAAAAGUGUAAAAUGAAGUAGUCUUCCACUUUGGUAAAAACCCUCUGAUUUCCACCUCAACACUUUUUACUUGUUCCUCAGGAUUGUUGGCCCUAUUUGCCUCCUCCUCUUCAGCUUUGGUUGGUAAAAAAAUGUAAAGGGAUGUAGUCUUCGUGCUUGAAGCCAUGAGAAAUGGAGGAUUUUUAUUUUAUUUUCUUUCUUUCGUUUGUUACAGAUGAGAGAACUCAGGCUUUAUAAUGAUAGAUGCACAGUGCAAAGUGGAAAAGCUGGAUUAAAGUUGCUUCAUCCUUUUGUAUUAUUGGUUAUUUCCAGAUUCUGAGUAAUUGCAAUAUGACAAGUAUAAUGUAAAGGGAAGAUUUUGUAUUAAA
Prunus persica (peach) is the source of this 2251-nucleotide messenger RNA. Its product is annotated as 7-deoxyloganetin glucosyltransferase. Bases 98 to 1549 code for a protein of 483 amino acids. The transcript has 2 exons. The record is from RefSeq and is a predicted model, not a curated record. NCBI's taxonomy places the organism in Eukaryota, Viridiplantae, Streptophyta, Magnoliopsida, Rosales, Rosaceae. Gene Ontology annotation, molecular function: UDP-glycosyltransferase activity.